AAAAUGCAAAUACGUAUGAAUUUUGCGUUGGGGAUUCCUCAAUUUCCCCAAAACAGAAUACGCAAUCCCACUGUCAAUUCGGUUCAGUUUCAGCCAUCCCCCAUGGAUCAACCGAAGAAAGUGGUUGUUUGCGGCGGUGGAGUCAUAGGUGUAUGCACAGCUUAUUUUCUAGCCAAGAAAGGCGCCGCCGUCACACUCAUCGAGAAAUCCAACGUGGCAUGCGCUGCUUCCGGAAAAGCCGGCGGCUUCCUCGCUCUAGAUUGGUGCGAUGGAGAUCCAAUGGAACACCUUGCUCGCGCAAGCUUCAAUCUCCACCGUUCCCUCUCUCAAGAACUUGAUGGUCCACAAUCCUACGGUUACAGAUCCCUCACCACUCUCAGUCUCACAGUUACUGAAAAUCAAUCAAGGAGACCUUCUACUACUACUACUACUACUAGUUCCUCCUCUGCUUUGCCAUCUUGGGUUGAUGGGCCGGUCCAUAGUCCAAAAACGAUUGGGACCCACGAAACGACAGCGCAGGUGCACCCCCAGCUGUUCACUCGCACGCUUAUUGAGAGAGCGGUGGAGAAGCACGGUGUGAAAAUAGUGAUUGGGAAAUUGGAGCGAGUGGAGGUGGAAGGUGGAAGAGUUGGAUCGGUGGUUCUAGAAGGAGGGGAAGUUGUCGAUGCGGAUGCUGUGGUUCUAGCAUUGGGCCCUUGGUCCAGUAAGCUGGAGUUGUUGAAUUCGCAGUUUAGAGUUUCUGGGCUUAAGGCCCAUAGUAUUGUUUUUGAGCCCAGAGAACCCAAUGCCAUAACACCCCACGCUCUUUUUCUUAGCUAUCAUCCUUCUAAUCGAAGAGCACCUCUUGACCCGGAAGUCUACCCUCGCCCCACAGGGGAGGUGUAUGUGUGUGGGAUGUCAGCAGAGGAAGAGGUACCAGAUGAUCCAGAGGAGAUAAGGGGUAACGAAGAAUCGAUUGCGAUGCUGAAGACGGUGGCUAAGACUGUGUCAAGCCAUCUCGGGGAAGAAGGAGUGAAGGUGGAGCAAGCGUGCUUUUUGCCGUGUACUGAUGAUGGCGCGCCGAUCAUAGGAGAGGUUCCUGGAAUAAAGGGUUGUUAUGUAGCAACCGGCCAUAGUUGCUGGGGUAUUCUCAAUGGUCCUGCCACUGGUGCUGCCAUUGCUGAGCUUGUCCUUGAUGGCCAUGCCACCAUUGUUGAUCUUAAACGGUUUAGUCCUGCUAGAUUUCUUAGGCGUACCAGGGCUUAGUCACUGUUAUUACAUGGAGUGAGUUAUGGCAGGACUCUUUUAAGUGUUUCAUAUUAAUGUUUUGCAUUAAAAAAGUGUUGCAUUUUAACUUUUGAUGCUGUAUUUAGGAUUAGCAAAAAUAAAGUAUAGUAGCUACGUACAUUACAAAUGAUAUUUUUAUCAUUAGAUGAGUAGCCCAAGUUGCAAUAGCUAUUGUAUAAAGUGUAAAUAAGAGUUUUAUAUUGGAUCAAAAAGUAGAUAUUAAGUAUUAUAAA
This is a messenger RNA of Cicer arietinum (chickpea), 1499 nucleotides long. RefSeq names its product D-amino-acid oxidase. Gene Ontology annotation, cellular component: cytoplasm. Lineage: Eukaryota; Viridiplantae; Streptophyta; Magnoliopsida; Fabales; Fabaceae. The record is from RefSeq and is a predicted model, not a curated record.